UCUGCUGGAGAAACAUUGAUUAUCCCAGAAGGGCCUUGUUCCUUGCCGCUGGCACAAAGAUACGUGGGCUCUGGGAACGACAUUGCAACAAAAUUUAUUCAACUUGAUAACAAAUGCGCUGCUUUCAAUUUAAACAAUCAGAAAUUGAAAUCAAUUAUUUAAUAUGCACUAAGCACUAAAUGACAUGAUAACUUCGAUAAUUCAAUCAGAAUAGGGUCCAAAGAAUCCCCGAUUCCUUUCAGGCUACGCUUGUUUCUAUUUUUCUGUCCCACGGGCCCGGAUCGGCAAGGUAAAAAAGGUUAAAUGGAUGCGAGGGCGGCUAUGAUGAAGACUCUUCUAUACAUCUUAUUUGUCACUGUGUUACUAUGGCAACAUCUCAAUGCUCAGAAUGCUUGCGGUUUGCCUGCACUGUAUGAUGUAAGAAACUACAUCUUACAAGGUCACGUGAUCAGAACUGUUAGCAUGGCAACGAUACUGUUUUGUUUCGAAGCCUGUGCGAAAGACAGCGCCUGUUGGACGAUCAAUUUUAAAUUAUCGAGCUGCGAGCUGAAUUCCGCAUCCCACUUGUCUCAUCCACAUGACUUGACGCCUAACUCAGGCGCUUACUACGCUGUCGUCAAGCCGCUGACCAUAUGCAGUGAUGCAUACUGCAGCACAAAUACCACGUGUGUUGUGACGGCGAAUGGCAUAGGAUACGCGUGUGAAUGCAGUAGCGCCCUCGGCAUGCAAGAUCGCCGAAUCACUGACUUACAGCUAAUGAUAUCUUCGCAAUAUGAUAAGAACGCAAAGGCAAAGUCUGGGAGGCUACACCACGUGAGUACAUUCAAUGCAGACUGGGGUGCCUGGAUUGCGAAAUACACGGAUACAUCACAAUGGAUUAGUGUUGAUUUCCAAGAGUGCAUGAUUGUCCGAAAGGUGGCAUCUCAAGGAUUGGGAAGAAAACGUUGGUUUGUCAAGAGCUACACCAUCGAUUACACCAUGGAUGAAGCAAGCUGGUCAGAGUAUAAAAGUGGUGGUGUUGCAAAGGUGUUUCUGGCGAACAGCGACGAUUCUUCGGUGGUUACCAAUGCCCUGAUCCCCGCUGUUCGGGCUCGCUUCCUAAAGGUCAAGCCAACGGCCUGGGUUGACCAAAUCGCCAUGAGACUGGAGUUCUACGGUUGUGUGUGUUAGUCUAUAAUCAAAGACAUUCUUGUACCUGCAUAGUUUAGAGUACCCUUAUUUGUGUUAAUGUAAUCGAAGACAUUCUUGUACCUGCAUAAUAGUUUAGAGUACCCUUUUUUGUGCUAAUGUAAUCGAAGACGUUCUUGUACCUGCAUAAUCGUUUAGAGUACCUUUAUUUGACUGAAUAGGGCCUCUGUACUUUUGAAUGAUUAUCUACCCUAAAAAGUACCAUUUAUCCUAGUAGAUUUUGUAGUCAUUCUACGAAGAAUCAUUUCGCACUUUGUAUGCUUGAGAAGAUAACCAUAUAUAAUUAUAUGAGUAUUGCAUAUUA
Messenger RNA from Nematostella vectensis (starlet sea anemone), 1492 nucleotides. RefSeq names its product neuropilin-1. Bases 304 to 1170 code for a protein of 288 amino acids. Lineage: Eukaryota; Metazoa; Cnidaria; Anthozoa; Actiniaria; Edwardsiidae. The transcript is spliced from 5 exons. The record is from RefSeq and is a predicted model, not a curated record.